AUGGGGCACAGGUUUGACAUCAGAGAACCCACAGCUGAUCCAACAGCUGCAUCUAUUUCGGACAGAGAUUGCGAUACGAGAGAGGGAGAGACUGUAGCCAUGAACUAUAAGCCAUCCCCACUUCAAGUGAAAUUAGAGAAGCAGAGGGAGCUGGCUCGGAAGGGCUCCCUGAAGAACGGCAACAUGGGAAGCCCAGUUAAUCAGCAGCCCAAGAAGAACAAUGUGAUGGCACGAACAAGGCUCGUCGUUCCCAAUAAGGGCUAUUCGUCAUUAGACCAGAGUCCAGAUGAAAAGCCACUGGUAGCCCUGGAUACGGACAGUGAUGAUGACUUUGACAUGUCCAGAUAUUCCUCCUCGGGAUACUCAUCAGCUGAGCAGAUCAACCAAGACUUGAACAUCCAGCUGCUAAAGGAUGGGUACCGGUUAGAUGAGAUCCCGGAUGAUGAGGACCUCGACCUAAUCCCCCCUAAAUCGGUCAACCCUACCUGCAUGUGUUGCCAAGCCACCUCCUCCACUGCCUGUCACAUCCAGUAGUGAGGCCGGCAGGCUGUGAUCAGUGCUUUCCACUAUAACUGUAAAACUUAACAGCCAUUGCUUCCUCCUAUGGUAGGACGUGCACCUCUUUGUGUUCAUGGAGCCAGGAGAAACCAAAAAAUUCAUUUUAUGAUUGGUUGAUAAGUUAUUUUAAACUAUGGUUAAACAAAAGAGAAGUUGCUCAAAGUGCCAGGCAGUGCCUGGCAGAACUGACUGGUCUGGAGAGCGAAUUCUAAGCGGUCCAGAGAUACCUCCUUGGUUUGUGUAGGCACUGGGGAUGUUUUGUAAGGUGUCUACUCCAAAAUGGGCAGGGUCAGAUGGCGCUGCAGGUCAUCCUGCCCACCGAAACCAAUCCAUCUGUGAGAUCAGGGGUGAGUCUGAGGUGUCAGGGGGUUUUACCAGUGAGAGGAGGUCAGUUCUUAAUCCAUUCACUAAACCUGUUUCAUUUGCAUAACCAAAAUGAUACUGUAACUGGGGCACAGGAAUGGGAACGGAGCAGGGCAUCCUUUCUUAUGGCAAGGCUAGCCAGGACUAGCAUGACACAAUUCAUUCACUUGCGAAGAGGACAAAUAAGUGGCAUUUCACUGUGAGUCAGUACUAGCUAGAGCUGUUGAGUCACGUAUCCAAUGCAAUCUACCCUUAGCUCCACAUUAUAUUAUCACCAAACACAUCAGAUUCAAUCUGCAAUCCAUCCAUGCUCUUCAGGGAUUCAGUCCUUGCCCAAGAAUACCAUACUCCCGAGUUCGGUCCAGUCACAUGUACUGACUUCAACCUAUACUUAAUUCCCGUGAGACCCAUCUGCUUCCAGAAGUCUUAAACUUUGUUCAACUAAGAAAAAAUGAGUCCUGCACGAGACAGGACUAGAGCUGUACAGUCUGAAGGUCAGUGCUGGAAAAGCUAGUUGAAGAAAGCACAUUUUUAUAGUGCUCGACUGUUGGUAUUCUCUUGACACUGCGUCUCUUGGUGCCUGUGGGAGAGAUCUGUUAACGCUGAAGG
Pygoscelis adeliae (Adelie penguin) is the source of this 1530-nucleotide messenger RNA. RefSeq names its product family with sequence similarity 219, member A (gene FAM219A). The coding region runs from base 1 to 534 and encodes 177 amino acids. The transcript is spliced from 6 exons. NCBI's taxonomy places the organism in Eukaryota, Metazoa, Chordata, Aves, Sphenisciformes, Spheniscidae. The record is from RefSeq and is a predicted model, not a curated record.